CUGCGGCUAUCAGCUGGUUGUUGGUGUAGUAGACAUGACAGCUUCACUCAUCUUUCUGUUGCUGCUGAUGCUGGGGAAAAUGUUAGAUGUUGUGUUCCCGGAGACUUGCAAUAGUACAGGAUGGUUCGGACCCCAGUGUGUCUUCAAGUGUCACUGUCAAACUGAUAAAGGUGAACAGACUUCUUGUAAUCUGACAAGUGGCACCUGCUACACAGGUGAUCGGUGCGAAGAUGGCUUCAGCGGAACAGCCUGUCAAUACACCGACUAUGCCUUUGGAAGAAACACUUUCGUCGACACAGACUGUAUAACAAAUGAAAACGGCUCUGUCGUCGUUGACGGCCAUGUCGAUACUUGUUUUGAGGCCAGAGGGAAGGACGGAAGUAACUGCUCCUGGUUCGUAAACAUAAGUGCGCCCUCCUUGGUUACACAAAUUAUUGUGAAAGUUCCAUCAGAUACACCAGACAACACUUCAUGGCGAGUUCUGGUCCAUAAAGACAACACUUCAGGGGAAGUCACUCUCCAGUCUUUUACCGACAAGGGCAUAACUCUCGCUUACGUGCUACCGAGACCCAUGAGUGUAUCGAGAGUUCAAGUACUAGCGCCCUCUACUCAACAACUGAGACUUUGUGAAGUCAAUGUUGUCGGAGGCCGCAACACAGCUUUGAAGAAAAAUGUCAGCCAGGGCGAGGAAACAUUUAACGAUACAUCUGGAGCAGAAAAGGCGGUUGACGACGAGAGAAAGAGAUCUUACAAAGACCAGUGUGCUGUGAUGAAAGCACGAAACGAUGAUGGUCAGUCUCUGUCAGCAUGGUGGCAAGUGGUUCUCGGCCCCAAUGUUCUUGUCUGGUCGGUGGAGAUGCACACCAAUGCUUCUCUGAAAGGUCUGGACGUCGAGAUGGAGUUGAAGCUAAGCAACGGUUCAUCCAUGGAUCUUCAGUCUGAUGAGCCCCGGGUGGGGAUGGCUUUGGCCAGCAUCCCUCGGCCUGUCCCAGCGACAGAGCUGCACAUCAGAAAGAAGCAGAAGGGAGACUAUCUGAUAUUGUGUGAAGUUCGUGUAUUGGGAGAUUGCAUGGAUGGGUAUUACGGAUGGCUUUGUGAUCGCCGCUGCAGCUGCAGCAACACGGAAGCAGCUUGCGACAAGAUGUGGGGAAGCUGCCCUUCGUCUGUGAUGGGAGAGACAGGGUGGAGUACUGUCGGGUACCGAGGUUUGUUUGUCUAGAUAUCAGAUGUAUCACUAUAUCUUGCUGCUUGCUAAUGACUGACUUUGUGUUAAAUAAUUUCUGAUGAAUCAACAGGGACACCCCGUGUGACAUCUCGUGCUAUGGAGUGGUUUUAUACAUCGCAUGUUACCUGACCAAGAGACCUGAAGAGUCUGUGGCUGUACAAGAAACAAGAACUGAAUUAUAGUACAUUGAUGUUUGACAAAAAUAAACAGACGA
Pomacea canaliculata is the source of this 1439-nucleotide messenger RNA. RefSeq lists its product as uncharacterized. The record is from RefSeq and is a predicted model, not a curated record. Bases 35 to 1219 code for a protein of 394 amino acids. NCBI's taxonomy places the organism in Eukaryota, Metazoa, Mollusca, Gastropoda, Architaenioglossa, Ampullariidae. The transcript has 7 exons.